Messenger RNA from Periconia digitata, 1293 nucleotides. The record is from the annotation of a GenBank genome assembly. NCBI's taxonomy places the organism in Eukaryota, Fungi, Ascomycota, Dothideomycetes, Pleosporales, Periconiaceae.
GUAAUCGCUACGAAGAUACGUUCGAUAACACCGUACAUCUACUGUGAUGCUCAACAGGCGUCUGCAAUGAAGGCACCCGCGUUUCCCCUUUCGGCGGCGAGACCUAGACUCCGUCUCACUCUCACUAUCACAGCCCCCAACUCCAACACUCGGGUCCGAUUACCCAAUCCCCCGAUCGCCUCGAAUCUAGCCCUACAAAACCCUCAGCUUCAUCGCGAGAUCAUUCUAGGAAGAGCGAAAAUUCCGAACGGAGCAAUCAGCUUGGAGAAACGUGUACGCGCUUGGGGGAUUUUGACAUCAAUCUUAUUUGUUUUGCUCGUGAUAUUUAGAGGGUCGAUAUCCCAGCGUUGUCUGCAGGCUUGCACUGUAACCCGUGAUCAAGAGGGAACAAGAACAUCAGCACGCAACGAUUCUCCGUCCAAGAUAUCGAACAAGCACAUAGACACAUACAGUCUCUCCCCAGCCAUCCAAAUCUCCUACCGACGACCCAAGCGAACCAACCCAAGCAAAUCAAUCAUGGCCGCACCCAAAGUGAUAAUCCUCAUGGCAGACUACGGCCACGACCCAACUGAAACAGCAAUUCCCUGGAUGCACUUCGACGCCGCCGGGUUCACCGUCUCCUUCGCGACAGAGACAGGCAAGACUCCCGCCUGCGACUCGCGCAUGCUCGAAGGUAUGACGGGUAUGCUCCUAGGCGCCGCGCAACCUGCAAAAACAGCGUAUAAGACGCUCUCGACGACGUGCGCAGCAUUCCAAGCGCCGCUAUCGUGGUCAGACCCCACCUUCGCGCUCACUGAUUACGAUCUCGUGUUCCUGCCAGGCGGCCAUGAUAAGGCGGUGCGACAAAUCAUUGACUCGCCGCGCGUGGGCGAGCUGCUGGCUACAUUUUUCCCGCUCACGCGAGUGAAUUCGGGCCAGAGGAAGUGUCUGGCGGCUGUGUGCCAUGGUGUGCAGGUUCUCUCUGCUGCGAAGUAUCCAGAUACUGGGAAGAGCGUGCUUCAUGAUGUGACAACCACGUCGCUGACGAGCUUCAUGGAGCAGAGUGUUUAUCAGGCCACGCGCUUGUUUUUGGGUGAUUACUAUAAGACGUAUGGCGCAGGCACCCCGAGUGUUGAGGAGUAUGUGAGGAGGGAAUUGGAUAAUCCGGAUGAGCAGUUCGAGAGUAGUAUGAGCUUUGCACCAUUUGUGGUGGGGGAUGAGAGGUACAAUUACAUCUCGGCAAGAUUCCCCGGCGACGUAGAGGAGUUUAGUAAGGCGGUCGUGGAAAGAGUCAAGAAAGUUAUGAUCUCAUAG